Molecule: messenger RNA, 1657 nt
Organism: Leptomonas pyrrhocoris
Lineage: Eukaryota; Euglenozoa; Kinetoplastea; Trypanosomatida; Trypanosomatidae
Product: putative translation initiation factor eif-2b beta subunit putativeeIF-2B GDP-GTP exchange factor
Exons: 1
Coding region: 74-1657 (527 amino acids)
Biological process (GO): translational initiation
Cellular component (GO): eukaryotic translation initiation factor 2B complex
Molecular function (GO): guanyl-nucleotide exchange factor activity; translation initiation factor activity
Source: RefSeq, a predicted model, not a curated record
GUGGUGUACAUGUGUGUGUAUUUCUUUAUUCCAAGCCGAAAGAAAGCGAGAAGUUUUUAUAGGAAAGAAAGUAAUGGCGAACACGAUGUCGGAGGAGUCGGAGGAGCUGCUCGGUAAGGUGAGCAACCUCGCAGAGGCCUUCAUCACGGACUUAAAGCGCGGCUGUCUGGCCGGUGCCCGCAGCGGCGAAGAGAGCCUUUCCACCGCAGCGGCUGUCAAGAUGGCAGAGAUGAUGGCCUCGAUUGUUCGCCUUUUCCAAAACACAGAGGAGGACCCGCAAAGCAGGACCGUUCAGCUGCUCAAGGCAGGCUACCCGGCAGCAGAGGUGGCCAGCCUUCAGGUCAGUCGACUGUUGAUCUUGGUAGCCCGCACCGGCGACUCGCUGCUGCGGGCGCAGUUCGCGACGCUCUUUUUAAUGAACGUCACCCGUCGUGUGCUGUCGAUCGUGCGCGAGUCCGCGGCGAAUAACAAAGCGACAGAAGCGGAGCUGGAGCUGGACGCGAAGGCAAUCUUAGAGGAUCUCAAGUCGGAAGACGACGAGGAGGAGAACAAUCAGAACAGCGCUCGCUCCAGCAGCAGCAGCAGCAGUAACGCUUCGGAAGAGAGUGACGACGAUGCAGCAAAGCACACGUUGCCGGCGAAAGGUAUGAAGCCCGCCUCGCCGGCGCUGAAAAAGAACGCGUUCUCGGCGGACCCCUACACCCGCCGCGGCCUCUCCGUGCGCUUCGCCGAUCGAGGGGAGCCGUCGCCGUACCAGCAGCACAGCGCGUCGAUGGCGAACGACUUCGGGAGUCCGCUGCUGCAGCGCGCCGGCUCGAUUGUAGCGAUGGAGAUCCCCGGCCGGCAGGUGCUGAAGCGCGCACCGAGCCGGCGAGAGCAGGUGCAGGAGGAGGAGAGUCCCAUCGAGUUCCCGGUGCGCGUGGAGAACUUCUACACCGACGCGCUGGAAGCCAUCGACGAGCUGAAGCGGGAGCUGGAGGGGAUGACGGAGGAGCUGUGCCGGCGGGCGCCGCGGCAACUGCACUCCUCUGACACGAUCAUCACCCUCGGCUGCAGUCACUCCAUUCGGCGCUACCUGCUCGAGGCGGCCAAGGCGGGUCAGCACUUUAAGGUGCUCAUCUUGGAGGGCGCCCCGCAGCCGGCGGAGGCGACGCAGGAGUUCGCGGCGGCGCUCCUGCGAGAGAAAAUCCACGCCCAGCUGCUGCCCGACAGCUCGGCGUACGUCGUCAUGAGCAUGUGCACCAAGGUCCUCGUCGGGGCGGAGAACGUGCUGGCCAACGGGGGGAUGCUGACCGCGAUCGGCACCCACGUCCUCUGCGCCGCGGCGCGGCACUUCGCGGUGCCCGUGCUGGUCGUGACGACCACGCUGAAGAUGUCUCCGUACUACCCAAGCGAUCAGCUGUGCACGCGGUUGGUGCGCAUUGCACGGUCGGGGGCGCAGGAGAUGCCGUGGUCCACCUACGGCUCGCCGGAGGAUGUUUGGCCGUCGCCGUUCGGUGUCGCCGUGUCCGACAGCGGGCGUGGCCUGACGAUCCAUGCCCCGGUGACGGAGUACGUGCCGCCGGAGCUCAUCACGCUGUUUGUGACCAAUGAUAGCGAGCUGAUGCCCUCGCAGAUCCACCGCAUCGUGCGGGCCAACUAUAGCGAUGCCGACUGA